Molecule: messenger RNA, 4712 nt
Organism: Paramormyrops kingsleyae
Lineage: Eukaryota; Metazoa; Chordata; Actinopteri; Osteoglossiformes; Mormyridae
Biological process (GO): positive regulation of protein ubiquitination
Molecular function (GO): protein binding
Source: RefSeq, a predicted model, not a curated record
CGGAGUUACGGGGUCACAUGUUCAGUUCGUUUACUCCUUUACAAAAUGGCCGACUUCAGAACUUGUUCUAUCGAGUAUUUUCCCGACAAUCUUUUAAUAGAAAUUUUGUCAUAUAUGAGUGUCCGAGAGCUCGUUCGGGCCGGCAGGGUAUGCAAGAGAUGGAGAAACUUGGUCAGGGAGCAGAGGCUGUGGCAGUCUGUGGACCUCAGCAAAACCAAAGGGAUGACAUCACGAGUUCUCUGGUUCCUGCUGAGGCAGUACCUGGGGCGUGGUCUGCGCUGCUUACGACUCCGGGGCCUGCUGCUUUCUGCCCGCGGUGGAGCCUUCCUGUCAGAGUCCUGGCUGCAGGGCCUAUCUUCGCGCUGCCCACAGCUGCGCAUUCUUUCCCUCCUGCAUGCUGACCUGCGUGGGCUGCACAGCUGCCUCCUCCUACCCUUGACGCUGCAGGUCCUGGAGCUGCGUGGCUGCGAACUGCCUCCAGGGUUCUUCUCUCAGAGCUCCUCUUCAACUGGCGGCACGAAGAGAGGCAACAGGGUGGGAAGGGUGUCAUUGGCCACCACGCUCGCUGGGAGCCAGACAGGAAAUGGGCCGGCCAACACCUUCCAUAAGGGAAUAGCUAUUGAAACCUUGGUGCUGGAUAAUGUGCCUUCCUUCACAGACCUGCAUCUGCAGAGCCUGAGUUCUUGGGAGAGGUUGAACCGCCUGGAGAUGCGGGACGUUAUCCGGAUUACUGCAGCCGGACUGCGGAACUGUGCCAUCCGUGACGGAGGUAGAGAAGCAUCGGGUGGCCUCUCCAAACUCACAGCACUGGAACUGGGGAAUUCGGGCAGACCUGGCUCCCAAACCCAGAUGGCCUCACUGGGUCUCGGUGAGGGCUGGGCCGGGCUGCAGGAGCUGACCCUUGGGGGUCGAGAAGUGGGGCCAGGACUGCUGUGCGUCAGCCGGCUGCAUGAUCUGCGGCAUCUGCGGCUGCGCAGUUGCAGGCUCAGUCAGGUGCAGGUGCUGCGCAGCUGCAGGGGACUGCACAGCUUGCGUGGCAUGGAGUUCUGUGAGGUGGUCUUCCCGGGGCAUCAGCAAAAUUGUGACGGUGAGGAAGAGGAACACGGGAAUGAUGAAGGCAGUGACGAAGAGGGUGACCCAGUGCCAACUCUCCGGCGUGCUUUGGCCAGCCUGCUGCCUCAGUGUACCCUUCAGUUUACACGCUGCUCUGUCACCUUAUCUGCUGAUUAAUAACAUGUGCAUCAUACCUUGUAAGGCGGUCCCUGGUGUAAUUAGGGGUUAAGGGUCUUGCUCAAGGGCCCCCCAGCGAAAAUACUUUGCCUACCUUGGGAUUUGAAAUGGCAAACUUCUGAUUACUGACACAGCAUCCUAACCUACUGAGCCACACCACCAUUUUUUUUUUUUUAACUGCUUAAGCUGUACAGGGAAGCCUUGUGAACACAGGACCCCAGGCAUCUUAUCAUCAUCUCCUCAUGUUUGUUCUGGUUUCUAUGAGAUAAUUCCCCAAAAACAAGCACAUGCAUUGGUGUCUACAACCGCCCAUAGCGUACGCGCGUGAUCCCUGCUCUGGGCACAGCAAACCCGAUGCCACAUUAGCGAUAUGGGAGAUUCUCCCAGCGUGCUGAUUCUUGACAUCCGUGAUCAAGUUGGCCACAGAAAAUGAAGCUAGCUUUAAGCUAUACUGCAAUUUACUGCAGUAGUUAUUCAGUGAAAAUUUGUAGAAUUACACAGUUGUGCAAAGACUUCUCUCGCUUAAUGGUAACGGGCCAGUCCCUCGGCCAGCGCGUGCUGUGAGAGGGGCGGCACAUUGAUGUUCUCCCCAGACACUGUGCAUACUCCAGCCUGCCAGCCCAUAGCUCUUUAGGGGUCUCCCAGGGCAGACCUCUGAGAUGGAUCCAUAUGUCAUAUCGUGUAUAAUGUCGUGAGGGAUACUGUUGUACAUUUUAGGACAUUAUAGAGGUUAUUUUCAGUUCAAUUUCUAGUUUCUAUUUUCAAGUGUUGUCUCCUGUUUAAAGUGGGUUUAAAGUUUUUUUUUUUUAUAAAUUUAUAUUCAAAAACAAGCUAUUUUGCUGUGAUUGGAAUUAGAGGUGGGCGAUAAAUCGAUUUUAUCGAUUAAUUCGAAUUUACAGUUCAGGACGAUGUGUUUUUAUGAAAAUCGAUUUUAUUAUUUUACACGCGAGCGUCAAAAGCGGAACUAAUGCGACUCACCGUUCUUCACGGGUACAUUAGCGUGCUGCACCCAAACACUGUCUCAGCAAACAUGCCCCUUUGGGGCCCGUGUGGGGCCACUGCGGGCAGCCUGCUGUGGGCCCCAUUACCGGUGUGAAAUGCGGGGCACGUUGUGGGCCCCACACUAAGCAGAGUGGGCCCAUUGGGGCCCAUUGUGGGCCCACAGUAUGCCCACACUUUGGGCUGGCCUACACAUACAUGCCCUGCAUUUUUUGGCCUGCUAGAUGCUCCCCUGUGGGUAUACUGUGGGCAUACUGUGGGGUGUACUGCGGGCACAUUGGGCACACUGUGGGGUGUACUGCGGCCACAUUGGGCACACUGUGGGGUGUACUGCGGGCACAGUGGGCACAUUGUGGGGUGUACUGUGGGCACAUUGGACAUACUGUGGGCCUACUGUGGAGACAUUGGGAGGGAGGAAAGCUGUAAAGCCACAGUGCUCCAGUGUCCCCGUGGGCAUGCUCUGUGGGUCUUUAACAAAUAACAAAAUUAGUCUGGUCCUAUACUGCCAGUAUACCACAAUAUUAUUAUUAAUGUGUAUGCAGAAUAUUUGCACUUAUUGAUAGUAGCAGUAAUAAACUACAAGUAAUAUGUUUCCAAUACAUCUGUUCACAGACAGGUUAAAAGAAAAAAUGAAGAAAACAUAUUGAAAAUUGAAUACAAAACUGAAUAUGUGGAUUGAGUACUAAAUAUUUUUUUUAUUAAACAUAACAAUGAGCACAUAAUAUUACAUACACAAUCAAUAUUAAAUAAAUCCCCUCAGUGUCCUUCUGCUCCUUCCCCCAUCCCGAUCUCUAGCAUUCCGCAGCCAUGUUUUAACUGAAGAUUCCGCCUCUGAGGCUGUGACCCAGCUGCUUUUUGUCACAGCAUCUAAUUGAGAAAAAAAGAACACCUGAAAUGCUAAUGUAAAAAAACAAGAGGUUGUCCAAGUGCAAAGUAUAUACUUGUGUUUUCCCUAUUAUCAGGUAGUUUCCCAGGGCUUUGUUGGUUCCAUAGUUCUUGGAACUUUUUGGACAAAAAGGGCUUUACAGUAAGUUAAAAUGUCAGUUGUGAAAGGUCUAGUCUAGUUGAGUCACAGGUGGAGCCUUUAAACUACCUUUGGAACAGAACUCACGAUCAAGUUAGAAGUUAAAUUAAGUAAACUUGCCAGGCUGAUCUGUCUUUAUGAAUUGCCAUAAUCACAAAAUAUUCUGUAAUUUGGUCUUUACAAUUAUUUUACAAGAUCUGAUUUUGUUCCUCUUCUUAGGGUCUAAUUGCAUAUGAACAUUACAUACUGUACCUAUGACUGCUCUGCAGACCAGCAUCUCCCCUGCUUUUGUAGUAGUGUUGCGUGUGUUCUCCAAGACAAUCAUAAUCAUUUUCAUCCUUGUUGUUUAAAUCACUUCUAGGCAGUGUUGUGAGAAAUUUAUGAACUCCUUUUUUGCGUUAUUAUUAUUAUUUUUUUUACAACAAAUUCACAUCGCUAGGACAGCACGCUAUAUGCAUGCUGUCCCGGUAUAUUGAACAAAAUAUUUUUUUAAUUUCUUGUCAUGGCUCCCCUGAUCUUUUUGUUGUAUCUGCUCAUCCGACCAGAUCACAAUUAUUUUUUACUUAGUUUAUUGUUUUCUGGGUUCGUAACUUUUUCUGAAUAUUAACUGUAACAAGCUUAUGAAAACUGGCUAAACAGAGUGAAAUUAGCACCGCUCUGAGCUCUAACAUACAUAAUUGAUAUUCACCUUGUCAGAGACUGCAGGAUGCUGUGUCUUCAGGUGCCUUUUCAAAUUGGUGUUUUUUCCAGCAAUCUGGAAUCCACACGGCGCUCCAUCCUCAUCGGGAACGAUACAACUGUGCGCUAGUUUCAAGUUCCGAGCUCAGAGGAGACCAAGGCUAAGACGCACGCGCACUUGAUUAACUAUGGCUGAGGCAUCUAGCAGCGAAACUUAUUUUCCUCCAAAGAAGCGCCUGAAGUCGGCAGUUUGGGAUCAUUUUGGAUACAAAAAGAAUGACCAGGGCGUCAUUGAAGAUGACGGAUCACCAUCUUGCAAAACGUGCCGUAAAAAGGUUGCUGCUAGAAGAUCCAACACAUCUAAUUUGAUGCAGCACCUGCGGGAUCACCAUCCAGCUUUGCACGCUCAAGUAAAGGUAAUGCAUAACUGAAUUAAAUACACAUAUGUGAAUUAAAUACGUUGGUAGGGAAUCCUGGACCACAGACACGGUUUAACCUGGCUCACAGCCGAACACGGGCCAAGGUGGAGAUGACCAUAGGGAUCCUCAAGUCUAGGUUUCAGUGUCUGCGUGGGCUCCGGGUCAGUCCAGAGAGAGCAUGCGACAUCAUAGUGGCUUGUGUUGUGCUUCACAACAUUGCCACUAUAAGAGGAGAGAGCCACCCUCCUGGUAUUGAAGAAGAUGGCCCAGAGGAACCCCUACAGAUUUUUGCACACAGAGAUGGAAGACUUUUGAGAGACAGGAUUUGUGAAAAUUACUUUUAUUAAAUUGUUUGCACUGGU